Messenger RNA from Phaedon cochleariae (mustard beetle), 2199 nucleotides. The record is from the annotation of a GenBank genome assembly. Lineage: Eukaryota; Metazoa; Arthropoda; Insecta; Coleoptera; Chrysomelidae.
AUGUUCAGAUACUGCAGGAUAAUCCAACCUGGAAUUCCCGUGGACUACCCAUCCGAGAGGAGUCAUGCUUGCUGCAGGUUCAUGCCAAGGUAUAGUAACUACUUUCUGGAAAACACGCUGGAGAAUAGAGAGAAAGAAUUCAGUGACGUAAAUGAGACGAAAUUUGAAUUGUUGACACGAAAAGGAGUAUUUCCAUAUGACUAUGUCGAUAAUGUAGAAAGAUUGGAUGAAUCCGAGUUACCAAGUAUUCAAAAUUUCUAUAACAAAUUGAACGAUACAAAUAUUUCGGACGACGAUUACGCGCACGCGCGAAAAGUUUGGGAAUCUUUCGAGCUGAAAUCGCUGGGAGAAUAUAGCGACCUAUAUAUGCGGACCGAUAUUCUUCUUCUUGCUGACGUCAUGGAAAAUUUCCGUGCGUCAUCCCUCAAGACCUAUGGCCUCGAUCCUGCUUGGUAUUACACCAUGCCCGGCUAUACUUGGGACUGCAUGCUCAAGUAUACUGGAUGCAAGCUGCAAAUCAUCAAAGACAUCGACAUGGUGAUGUUUGUGGAGCAGGCGAUAAGAGGAGGAGUAUCGGUUUGUUGCAAUAGUAUGAGACAGCAAUUCAAUUUUGAAAAGCCGAAAGGUUUGCUAUACCCGAGUAAGGAUAAACCUGAUGCGAAGAUUAAACGUAGAAUUGAUAAUGCGGUAAAAGCAAUUCGUCAGAAAUAUUUAGCUUUGAAGUUAGGUAGAGCUGAUGAUGAUGAAUCUCUUGAACGACUCUUCAAACCACUAACAAAAUUUAAUAUUACUCACACACAAUCUGGUAACGCACCAGCUGUAUCAACAACAACAUCUGGUAUUCAAACUGAUUCUGUAGAACCUAUGAAGCCUGAAAAGACAUUCGAGUUUGUACCAGUAGAAACGAUUGCAGAAACGCAAGAUGAUGAUGAUGAUGAUGAUAAAGAGGAGGAUGAUUCGGUGUUCACAGAAAAUCCAAAAUCAAUCGAAGAUAUUCGAAGUGAAUUGCAAAACUUGCAAGAUACACCGGCAAUGUCUGAAUAUCUGAAUCAAUAUCCAACGAAGACACACAAGUACAUUUUAGAUGCAUACAAUGAUGAAAAACUGGUUGAUGAAGUAUUUGGACCUAAAUAUAAUACCAUUCUUUCACAGUGGUUGAUUGGGAAUAAAUCAAUGAAUUUUGAUCUUAAAAAUGAUGAUAUCAUCAUCGGAGAUGAAAGAUUUCCUGGUACUCAGGGUUUGUAUGAGCUGAUUUUCCAUAAAGACCCUAGAAAUUAUCUCAAAACUGACAUGCAUCAUUACAAACGUAUAUUACUGCUGACCAAUGCUCAUAAAAGAAAUCACGAUGUAAAUAAUCCUAAUAAGGGCAACAGAUCGAGCAAGUACAGAAACAUCAUAAAAGGACUCACAGAGGGGAAAGGAGAAAAACCCAAAAAAUAUCUAACGCGCUGUUGCCAAACAUUACUCCACGACGUAGAAAUGAGUCAACACAAAACGACUAGAAGUAACAGUGCUAGUGGUUUGUUAGAUGAAAAUGCAUUGGAAACCAUAAUCAGUAAAAUGACAUCUAAAAUUACAACAAAGAUUGAGGAUCAAAUUGAUAAACUUGGCAAGAAAAUUUGUGCUAUGGAGGCAAGUAACAAUGAACGGAUAGAUGCAAUUGGCAAAAAGUUCGAUAGUAUUGACGGUAAAUUAAGUGGAGUUGUCAGUAAACUUGAAGGAUUAACUGAAGAUACUGAAAAUAAUAGGAAGGGUAUGGAAAAACUGAAUUUGAAAAUGGAUUGGAUUCAACAGCACUCGAGGGAAAAUUCACUGACCAUAAUAGGUAUAAAAGAGGAUUCCAACGAUAAUUUACUGUCGAAAGUUUUGAGCGUCUUCGUUGAUGCUAUGAAAAUCAAGUGUAGUCCAGCAGAUAUCUAUAACGUACAUAGAAUUGGAAAACGGAAUGAGAACAGGUCAAGGACAAUCGUUGUUGUUUUUGUUUCCUUGUUGAAGAAAAAUGAGGUGUAUGCUGCAAGGACAUCUCUCAAGAAUUCCAAAGUCUUCAUCAAUGAGAAUCUAACGGAUAAAGCUUAUCACCUAUUGAAAAUUGCGAAAGAAAAGUAUGGGCGUUCAUCUGCUUGGUCCAGAAAUGGAAAAAUCUUUGUGAGACGUGACAACGCUGUUGUGUCUAUAAAAGAUGAGAUGGACUUGGUCUAG